Myotis brandtii (Brandt's bat) is the source of this 3890-nucleotide messenger RNA. Its product is annotated as aldehyde oxidase 2. Gene Ontology annotation, molecular function: oxidoreductase activity; iron ion binding; FAD binding. NCBI's taxonomy places the organism in Eukaryota, Metazoa, Chordata, Mammalia, Chiroptera, Vespertilionidae. The transcript has 28 exons. Bases 1 to 3252 code for a protein of 1083 amino acids. The record is from RefSeq and is a predicted model, not a curated record.
AUGGUCUCCAAAGUUGAAGACUCUAAGAGUAUACAGGGACCUGCAAUGAAAUCUCAAGGACAUGUUCACCCAAUUCUCCUCUCUCCUGCGAGGAUUUCAGAGCUGAGUAUGGUGUCUACAACAAGUGAGGGACUCACCAUAGGCGCCGGCUGCAGCCUGGCCCAGGUGAAGGACAUCUUGGCUGAGAGGGUGUCCGAGCUCCCAGAGGAGAAAACGCAGACCUACCGAGCCCUGCUGAACCACCUGAAGAGCCUGGCGGGCCAGCAGAUCCGGAACAUGGCGUCCUUAGGGGGACAUAUCAUCAGUCGGCACUGCUAUUCGGAUCUGAACCCAAUCCUGGCUGUGGGCAACGCUACCCUCAAUCUGAGAUCCGCAGGAGGCGCCCGGCAGGUUCCGCUAAGCGAGCACUUUCUUGCCGGGUUGGCGAGUGCAGACCUCAGGCCGGAGGAGGUUCUGGAAUCUGUGCACAUCCCUCACUCUCAAAAGGGGGAGGUGGUGUCGGCCUUCCGACAGGCGCAGUGCCAGCACAACGCCUGGGCCCACGUGAACGCGGGCAUGCGGGUCCUCCUCAAGGAGGGCACCGACACCAUCGAGGACCUGAGCAUCGCCUUCGGGGGGCUCGGGGCGGCCACCGUCAGCGCCCGCCAAUCCUGCCAGCAGCUCCGAGGGAGGCGCUGGAACGAGCUGAUGCUGGACGAGGCCUGCCGGCUGCUCCUGGACGAAGUCUCCCUCCCAGGCUCGGCUCCGGGGGGGAGGGUGGAGUUCAAGAGGACUCUGGUGCUCAGCUUCCUCUUCAAGUUCUACCUGCAAGUGCUGCAGACACUGAAGCCGCUGGCAGAGCGGCCCUCUGCGCCCGACAGCCUUCGAUAUCCUGACGUCUCAGACCCCUUCCUUAGUGCGCUGGAAGAUUUCUCGGUCACAGUGCCCCAGGGAGUCCAGAGGUACCAGAGUGUGGACUCUCGCCAACCCCUCCAAGAUCCGGUGGGACGUCCCAUCAUGCACCUAUCAGGUCUCAAACAUGCCACAGGUGAAGCCAUGUUUUGUGAUGACAUCCCCAGGGUGGAAAAGGAACUUUUCAUGGCCUUGGUGACCAGUACCAGAGCUCAUGCAAAAAUUAUAUCAAUUGAUUUGUCCAAGGCCCUUGAAUUGCCCGGGGUGGUAGAUGUGAUAACAGCUGAAGACAUUCCAGGUACCAAUGGUACUGAAGAUGAGAAAUUGUUGGCUGUAGAUGAGGUACUUUGUGUGGGUCAAAUCAUCUGUGCUGUGGCUGCAGAGACAGAUGUACAGGCGAAACGUGCAAUUGAAGAGAUAAAGAUCACCUAUGAAGAUCUGGAGCCCGUAAUCGUCACCAUCGAGGAUGCCAUAAAACACAACUCAUUCCUAUGCCCUGAGAAGAAACUUGAACAAGGAAACAUUGAGGAAGCAUUUGAAAAAGUCGAUCAAAUUGUUGAAGGAGAGGUCCAUGUUGGAGGACAGGAACACUUUUACAUGGAAACACAAAGAGUGCUUGUUAUUCCAAAGACAGAGGACAACGAACUGGACAUCUAUGUGUCAACACAGGAUCCAGCCCACGUACAGAAAACAGUGUCUUCUACUUUAAACAUCCCAAGCAACAGGAUCACCUGUCAUGUGAAACGAGUGGGUGGAGGUUUUGGCGGGAAAGUAGGAAAAUCAGCUGUGUUCGGAGCUAUUGCAGCUGUGGGUGCCAUCAAAACUGGUCACCCUGUUCGUCUUGUUCUUGAUCGUGAAGAUGACAUGUUAAUAACUGGGGGAAGACACCCAUUAUUUGGAAAAUAUAAAGUGGGAUUCAUGAACAACGGGCGGAUCAAAGCUCUAGACAUUGAGUGCUUCAUUAACGGAGGGUGCACACUGGACGACUCGGAGCAGGUAACAGAAUUCCUUGUACUAAAGCUGGAAAAUGCAUAUAAAAUCCAAAACCUCAGGUUCCGGGGCCGUGCCUGUAUGACCAACUUACCAUCCAACACGGCCUUUCGCGGAUACGGCUUCCCACAAGGAACCCUGGUAACAGAAUCUUGCAUCACAGCUGUGGCAGCCAAAUGUGGCCUUCUGCCAGAGAAGGUUAGGGAGAAAAACAUGUACAAAACUGUGGAUAAAACCAUCUACAAACAAGCCUUCAGCCCCGAGAACCUGAUACGAUGUUGGGACGAAUGUCUGGACAAGUCUUCCUUUGGCAGCAGAAGAAAGCAAGUGGAAGCAUUUAAUAAGAAGAAUUACUGGAAGAAGAAAGGACUUGCCAUUAUCCCCAUGAAGUUUUCAGUCGGCUUUGGUGCCACUAGCUACCAUCAGGCAGCUGCACUGGUUCAUAUCUACACAGACGGGUCUGUAUUGGUCACACACGGAGGCAACGAACUGGGACAAGGUAUUCACACCAAAAUGCUACAGGUGGCCAGCCGUGAAUUAAAAAUACCCAUGUCUUACAUGCACAUCUGUGAGACAAGUACAGCUACGGUGCCUAAUACAAUUGCUACAGCUGCCUCCAUCGGUUCAGAUGUCAAUGGCAGAGCCGUGCAGAACGCUUGUCAGAUCCUUCUGAAACGCCUUGAGCCCAUCAUUAAGAAAAAUCCAGAAGGUUCCUGGGAAGACUGGAUAGAAGCUGCUUUUGAACAAAGAAUCAGUCUCUCGGCCACAGGAUACUUCAGGGGCUACAAGGCCUUCAUGGACUGGGAGAAGGGGGAGGGAGACCCGUUUCCUUACUAUGUCUACGGAGCAGCCUGCUCUGAGGUGGAAAUCGACUGCCUGACAGGAGCCCACAAGAAAAUCAGAACAGACAUUGUCAUGGAUGCGUGUUGCAGCCUGAACCCAGCCAUUGAUAUCGGGCAGGUCGAAGGUGCGUUUAUCCAGGGCAUGGGCCUUUACACCACUGAAGAGCUGAAAUAUUCCCCGGAAGGUGUCCUGUACUCGCGAGGCCCAGAUGACUACAAAAUUCCAACCAUCACGGACGUCCCAGAGGAGUUCAAUGUCUCCUUGUUGCCGGCAUCCCAAACCCCACUAACCAUCUAUUCCUCCAAGGGCCUGGGGGAGUCCGGAAUGUUCCUGGGGUCAUCUGUAUUCUUUGCCAUCACUGAUGCUGUGGCCGCCGCACGCAGAGAGAGAGACACAGCCGAAGACUUCACAGUGAAGAGCCCAGCAACCCCUGAGUGGGUCCGGAUGGCCUGUGCAGACCGGUUCACAGAGAUGAUCCCAAGAGAUGACCCUAAGACAUUUAGACCUUGGUCUAUCCCUAUAGCAUAGCACUGCUGUCAUUUUUCUAAAAGGUGCUUCAGUUUUCUACAAGUGAAAAGAUGGCUUGUUAAUCCUAACUGGACUCCACACUGAUAUUCUUAUACUGAUGUGAAGAAGAAAAAAAUGACACAAAACUUAGAAACGUUAUUCAAGUCUGAUUACCUUGACAAGAUGAAUCAUUAUUUACGAAUCAUUAAUUUAGACUUUCUAGCCUAGAGCCACCAGACAACCACUGGGAUAGUCACAGCAAUCAAGUUUAAUGCUAAGUUGUUUCUGACAACAUCAUGUCAAUAUUGCUGUAAAAGCAAAUCUUUCCUUUGUGUUUAUCCAGUAUCAUUGGACUGUAAUGCAGGCUACAAUCCUAGAAUGAAAGACACUUUGCAGUAGAUAAGCAUGUGCUUACUUUCCCCAGGGAUGUGUUUGAUUCAGUGGCCACAGGUAGGGACACCACAGAGUUCUACAAGGUUUGAUUUUAUUUUGUUUUUACUGUGGAUUAGCUAUGGGUCCGUGUAUGUGCAUUUGACAGCAAAGCAGUUGUAUUUUCCUCAUUGUAGAUGAGCUAUUCAACUGGUUGAUAUUCUUUUGGAAUUUGGAGGGCAAAAGCAUUGUAAAAAUCGUUUUCAGUGUAGUAUCAUAAAACCCUUUUA